Colletotrichum karsti is the source of this 918-nucleotide messenger RNA. RefSeq lists its product as uncharacterized. The record is from RefSeq and is a predicted model, not a curated record. Bases 1 to 918 code for a protein of 305 amino acids. The transcript has 5 exons. NCBI's taxonomy places the organism in Eukaryota, Fungi, Ascomycota, Sordariomycetes, Glomerellales, Glomerellaceae.
AUGCCCGACGUCGAGAUGGCUAGAAGAAACGGCGAGAGAAAAGAGGAGGAAGAGAAGGAUACCGAGUACCGACCGUUGAACUGGAAGAAGAUCUUUCUGACACCGAAAUACAUCCCUUUUCACCUUUUGGGUAUUGGAAUUCUGGUCGCCACCAUUUUCAUCAGUUUACAUCAUGACCAGGUUGUCGAAAAACUGAGACCGUUCUCCGAAAAAGUACGGGAGAUCCCCGCGGGAUUUCUCAUUCCGAUCGCUAUCUUGAUCAUCAUUUCAUUCCCUCCGCUCUUUGGUCACGAAAUCGUCGCUCUCCUGUGCGGUGUGGUGUACGGACUAUGGGUUGGCUUCGCGAUUGUUGCCGCGGGUACUUUCCUCGGCGAGAUUGGAACCUGGUUUGCGUUCAAGUACACGCUGCGCCGGAAGGCUCAGAAGUUGGAGAGAACGAAUCUCAACUAUGGCGCUCUUGCGCGCUUAACCCGUGACGGUGGCUUCUGGAUCGUCUUCAUCAUUCGAUUCUCCGUCAUCCCAUCCCACUUUUCGACCGCAGUAUUCUCGACCUGCGACGUCAAGUUCUGGCAUUUCGCCGUCUCAACAUUCUUGACGCUACCGAAGCAAAUCAUUCUCGUCUAUCUCGGCGUCCUCCUCGUCGAGAAGCAACAAAACAACACCAUCAAGAAUGUCGUGUUCGGCGCCACAUUCGUUCUCACAAUCGCCCUCGCGGUGUAUAUUUGGGUCAAGAUGAGGAGGGUCAAGAAGAUGCUUUUGGAGGAGCAGGAGCAGCGCAAGAUGCAACGGGAGGUCGAGAUGCUGCCGCAAAAGGCGGAAGUCGACGCCGUGGAGAUGGAGGUGAUUCCGCUACAGCCUGGAAUGCCCGGAGCAGCUGCGACGAGGAACGAUCGGGCGGGCUAUCCCCAAUGGAUUUGA